Molecule: messenger RNA, 568 nt
Organism: Trichoplax adhaerens
Lineage: Eukaryota; Metazoa; Placozoa; Uniplacotomia; Trichoplacea; Trichoplacidae
Exons: 5
Coding region: 1-552 (183 amino acids)
Source: RefSeq, a predicted model, not a curated record
AUGGCGAGCACCGAUAUACCAAGAUCUCCAUUUAAUUUAAAUGAACACUAUCCGGUAGUUCCACAGCGAUUUAUUCGUGUCUUAUAUGGAAAUAAUCAAGAAAUUAUUUCCAACCCUUACUGCUUGGUGCGAAUUCUCCUUGAAAGUAUUAAACGACGAUGCGAAUGUGGAAGAGAAGAAAUGAUUGAUUUAGCUGACGAUAAUGGCAAUCUAAUAAACCUGUACAUGUAUGAUAAUCACUACGCCAACGAAUAUCUUAAAGAUAGCUCGGCAUAUGUCCUCAUUGGCAUAAAUGAAAGCGGAUCAAAUCGACAAUAUACAAGCCUUCUCAAUGAACCUAGCUCAGCAAUCGAAGCUAUGCUGUUUGAUCUAAAUUCUGCGGUAAAUGAAAAAGUAUCAUCAGAAAAUCCCCAAAUUAUCGAUUUAAAGUCACGACAAUCAAGAAAACUUAAUCCACAGCCGUCACAUAAGAAACAGCUUCGAACUGUAAUUGGUACACCUGAUACUAAUCGAACCAAGAAAUUCAAUUUUAAGAAAACGACCAGAAAAUAACUUUAGUUACAUUUCU